AUGGCCUCGAUAAACGAGAAAGUCGGCCCUCCCCCGCCCGCCGACGGCGCCCCGAGCCUCGCAAGCUCCGACGGAUACGACACCAGCCACUACUCCGACAACGCGGACGCCCUCCACCGCCGCCUCAACAACCGCCACAUCCAGCUCAUCGCCAUCGGAGGCUCCAUCGGCACGGCCAUGUUCAUCAGCAUCGGCGGCGGCCUCGCCAAGGGCGGCCCCGGAAGCUUGCUCAUCUCCUACGCGCUGUACAGCUGCGUGCUCGCCCUCGUCAACAACUGCAUCACCGAGAUGACCACCCUCAUGCCCGUCAGCGGCGGCUUCAUCCGCCUCGCGGGGCUUUGGGUCGACGACGCCCUCGGGUUCAUGGCCGGGUGGAAUUUCUUCUUCUACGAGGCUUUGCUCAUUCCGUUCGAGAUUACCGCGCUAAACCUGGUCUUGUCGUUUUGGAAUGAGAAUAUGACGAAUCCCGGACCUACGGCUGGUGUUUGUGCUGCGUGUAUUGUUGCUUAUGGUUUACUGAACGUAGUUGCCGUCCGCGGCUACGGCGAGGCAGAGUUCUGGCUCUCGGGAGGAAAAGUUAUCCUCAUAUUCAUGCUCUUCGCCUUCACCUUCGUCACUAUGGUCGGAGGCAACCCGCAACACGACGCCUACGGCUUCCGAUACUGGCGCGACCCAGGCGCGUUCGCCGAGCACCACUCGACCGGCGCCACGGGCCGCUGGGAAGGCUUCCUCGGGGCUCUGUGGACGGGUUGUUUCGCCAUCGUCGGUCCCGAGUACAUCUCCAUGGUGGCGGCUGAAGCGAAGCGACCUCGCGUCUACAUCAAGCAGGCGUUCAAGACGGUGUACUGGCGUUUCGGCAUCUUCUUCAUCCUCGGUGCCUUGUGCGUCGGCAUCGUCGUUCCGUACAACGACCCGACGCUCAUGGGGAUCCUCGACGGCACUGUUGAAGGCGGGGGAACAGCCGCAGCCUCCCCAUACGUCAUUGCCAUGAAGAACAUGAACAUUAAAGUACUCCCGCACAUCACCAACGCGCUCAUUUUCACGUCCAUCUUCUCGGCCGGGAACACGUACACGUACUGCGCCAUCCGAUCUCUCUACAGCCUGGCGCUCGAGGGCCGCGCGCCGAGAAUCCUGACCAAGUGCACCAAGUCCGGCGUGCCCAUCUACUGCUACUGCGUCGUCAUGAUGUUCCCGCUCCUCUCAUUCCUUCAGGUGUCCAACAGCUCGUCACAGGUCCUCACCUGGCUAGUCAGCCUCAUCACGGCGGGUGGCCUCAUCGACUAUAUCGUCAUGUGCGUCACCUACAUUUUCUUCUACCGUGCCUGCAAGGCCCAGGGCGUCGACCGCAAGACUUUCCCCUAUACCGGUUGGUUCCAGCCGUACUCGGCGUGGAUCGCGCUCGUGGCCGAGAUCGUCGUCACGCUGUGCUACGGGUACAGCAGCUUCCAGCCGCCGGACGUCGAGACGUUCUUCUCCAACUAUACAAUGGUGAUCCUCGCGCCGGUGCUUUACAUUGGCUGGAAGGUCAUUAAGCGUACCAAGUUCGUUAAGCCCGAGGACGCGGAUCUUGUGUACCAGCGUCCCAUUAUCGACGCGUACGAGGCGAGUAUCAAGACGCCGCCGGUCACCUUUUGGACGGAGAUGGUGCAGAUGGUUGGCCUUCGCAGGCGAAAGGCGAAGGACGGAGAGGAGCAGGCUGAGCAAUGA
Molecule: messenger RNA, 1707 nt
Organism: Scedosporium apiospermum
Lineage: Eukaryota; Fungi; Ascomycota; Sordariomycetes; Microascales; Microascaceae
Product: putative Arginine permease
Exons: 2
Coding region: 1-1707 (568 amino acids)
Biological process (GO): amino acid transmembrane transport
Cellular component (GO): membrane
Molecular function (GO): amino acid transmembrane transporter activity
Source: RefSeq, a predicted model, not a curated record